UCAUAUAUAAUGAAAAACCCUAAAAUUUCUUGCCUCUCCUCUCAGUCUCUCACUCCUCUCACUCUCUCACUCCUCUCACUCACGACACUCAGUCACUCUCAUUCAGUUUCUCACUCCUCUCUCAGUCUCAGCGGCGGCUCUCGGUGUUCUUCACCGCGCCGGUCAUCGGUCUUCAGCCUUCACUCACCACUGUGUGGCUCUCGGUUUUCUUCACUCACCACCGUUCUCGGUGUUCUUCACUCACCACCGUCCACCGGAAUAAAAAUCGAGCCUCAAUUGGAGGAGCUAUGUGGAGCCAUCAUGAAGAUGAAGGUGGAAGAACAAGUUGACGCGGUCGUGAAUGUUGAUGACCCAUCCUCACCCAUAGUUGCUUCACCAGGAACACAAGAUCCCAACAAAGUGUGAUGAAUGAACAAUUUAUUAAUGCGUUGUAACCUAUUUGAAUUUUAGUUUUACGUUGGAUUUGGUAUGUAUUAAACUUUAAUUUCAUAUUUGGUGAUGUAUUAAGCCUUAUGACUUUUGACAGGGCAUUAAUUAAUGGCAAAUAUUGCCAGUUUAAGACUUAUUAUUUUA
Spinacia oleracea (spinach) is the source of this 573-nucleotide messenger RNA. RefSeq lists its product as uncharacterized. Lineage: Eukaryota; Viridiplantae; Streptophyta; Magnoliopsida; Caryophyllales; Amaranthaceae. The coding region runs from base 10 to 405 and encodes 131 amino acids. The record is from RefSeq and is a predicted model, not a curated record. The transcript is spliced from 2 exons.